AUGGGGAGGAAGGGGAAGUGGUUCGGUGCGGUCAAGAAGGUUUUUAGUCCUGAACCUAAGGAGGAGGAGGAUGCAAGGAGAGCAUUAAGAUCCCUGCGAGGCCUUGCUAGAUUGAAGACACUGGUUGAUGGUAAUUCUAUUAAGCGUCAAGCUGCAAGCACUCUGUGCUGUAUGCAGACUCUAGCACGGGUGCAAUCACAGAUACGUUCAAGGAGACUGAAGAUGUCUGAGGAGAACCAGGCCCUCCAACGUCAGCUCUUACUGAAACAAGAAUUGGAUAAUUUCAGGAUGGGUGAGCAGUGGGAUGACAGUACUCAAUCCAAGGAGCAAAUUGAGGCGAUCCUAAUAAGCAGGCAAGAGGCUGCAGUAAGACGAGAGAGAGCAUUUGCAUACGCAUUUUCUCAUCAGUGGAAGAGCACUUCGAGGGCUGCCAAUCCAAUAUUUGUGGACCCAAACAACCUACAGUGGGGCUGGAGCUGGUUGGAACGCUGGAUGGCAGCAAAGCCAUGGGAGGGCCAGAAUGGAACUGACAAAGAGAGCAACAUUGACCGUGGAUCCGUGAAGAGCAUGAGCUUGAACCUUGGAGAGGGUGAAAUCACAAAGGCCUUCAACCGUCGGGACUCUAAGCCAGACAAGCCAGCACCAACUACUCCAAAACUGAUCCGUCCAGCCUCCAGGCAGUCCCCAUCAACACCUUCUCCUAAAGUAACACCAAUCCUUGUGAGGAAGAAAUCCACCAUGCCAAAGAAUGGCCCUACGCAGGUGGAUGAUGAUGCAAGGAGUGUGUUAAGCGUUCAGUCUGAGCGACCAAGGAGGCACAGCAUAGCCACCUCAACGGCGCGGGACAGUGAGAGUGUUGCAGGCUCCCCAUCAGUCCCAAGCUACAUGGUUCCCACAGAAUCGGCAAGGGCUAAGUCCCGCCUCCAUUACUCGGCAUUAAAGAAUGGCACAGAGACACCAGAAAAGGAGGUUCUGCUGGACCCGCGAAGAAGAGGUUAUCCUUCCAAUCUGGAAUGGCGUCUCCCUCACCGAUGA
Molecule: messenger RNA, 1035 nt
Organism: Miscanthus lutarioriparius
Lineage: Eukaryota; Viridiplantae; Streptophyta; Magnoliopsida; Poales; Poaceae
Source: the annotation of a GenBank genome assembly